AUGUGAACAGCAAUGAACUUCCUCCUCAUUCAAAGCUACAUGCUGAGAGAAACAUGAAUGAGAAACAUGCUCACCUCAAAUAAUGAGUGGAAUAUUUCUUUUGCUGGUUGUGGAUUUUUGGGAAUUUAUUAUUUUGGAGUGUACAGUUCUCUGUUGGAACGGGCUCACCACAUAAUAAAAAAUACCAGUAAAAUUUGUGGCGCUUCAUCAGGAGCGCUGAUAGCAGCUAUGAUAGCAUGUCAAAUGUCACCAGCAAAGUGCUGUGAAAAUCUGAUGGCAAUAGCCAAAGAGGCUCGAAAAGGCACACUGAGCUCCAUGCAUCCCUCCUUUAAUCUGUUGAAGUUAACCAGACAGCUUCUGGUCCGAGAGCUGCCUGAUAAUGCUCACCUCCUUGCCAGUGGGAAACUGUGUGUUUCGCUAACACGUCUUUCAGAUGGGAAGAAUGUGCUGGUGUCUGAGUUCAACAGCAAGGAUGAUCUCAUCCAGGCUUUAUUUUGUAGCUGUUUUUUCCCCUUGUACUGUGGAGUGGUGCCACCUAGUUAUCAUGGCACUCGCUAUAUAGAUGGUGCUUUGAGUGAUAGUGCUCCAUAUUCCAGUCUGAAGAACACCAUCUCUGUCUCGCCCUUCUCUGGUGAAAGUGACAUCUGUCCAUAUGACAACCCAGUCUACUGUCAAGAAGUGAGACAUUGCAAUAUGAGCCUUAACGUCAACUUGGCUAACGUGCACCGUGUUAUCCAAGCAUUUUUCCCACCAGAACCUGAGGUUAUGGCAGAGAUUUGUCACAACGGAUACAAAGAUGCGCUCAUGUUUCUGAAGGAAAAUGAUCUCUUAGAAAAGGACUCAUUUAUGACUGAACUUAUAAUAAGUCACAGACAGGAUAACUGUCCCUGGUUCAAUACACACAACUACACAUGGCAAGAUGGUCACAGAGAACCCAGACGAACUGGAUCAAUGCAUGGACAGAGCUGUGUGCUGGAUGAACAGGAGAUUAACCUGCUGCCUGUGUCCAUCCAAAAAGUCUUAUGUGAAGCUAGUAUGAAGAAACAUAGAUGGAUGAGUGAACUGUUUGCAGUGAAGUUGGUCACAUCCAUACUGAUGGUGUGUAUUUUGCCUGUAGAGGUCGUCUACUCCAUGCUGCUAAGAUCUGCUGGCUGUGUGUUGGAGAUGGUGUCUGAUCUUUUGUGGCUGUGGGAAGUCACCUCGCAGAUGAAAGCAUUAGUGUGGAUGAAACUGUCCUGUAAAAGCAUACCACCACUGAAGGUUUCAACUCUACAUCCCUAGUCUAUCUAACCAGGUCAUGGGCAUUCCAGUCUCAUCAAUGUCCACACCUGUUCCUGCUCAGGCUCAUUUUGUAACUUUUCUUUCACAUUUUUUGGAUCAUGUGUGACAAUGCAAAUGUUCUAGAAAAGGAACAACAACAAAAAAAGAAACAUUUACAAAUGUACACACGGAUUCUUGUUAAUAGAGAGUUUUUUUUUUCAUAGUAAGGUAAUUGUAAUGACAAAUAAAGGAAUAAUUGUUCUACAGAAUAUUACACUUGAAUAAGUUACACAUGCUACUCCUGAGAUACUAGUGAUCCUGACCCGUUCUGCUCUCCGGAACUACCUGAUCCAUUCUGAUGCCCUACUUCUGGUUGGGGUUCUCAUCACUUGGAAAUCACUCACUGUUCCUGAGGAUGGCCCCACAUGGACAUCCUGAAGAUACGGGUGCAUCUCAAAAAAGUUAAUAUCGUGGAAAAGUAAAUUUUUUCCAUAAUUUAAUUCACAAAGGGGAACUUUCAUAUAUUCUGCAUUCAUUACACAUAAAAGGAAAUAUUUCAAGCCUUUUUUGUUUGUUUGUUUUAAUCCUGAUGAUUACAGCUUACAGCUCAUGGAAAUCAAAAAUCCAGUAUCUCAAAAUGUUAGAAUAAUAUUGAAUUGAAUUUAAUUGAAUAAAAUUUUAAUAGAGAAAAUGUAAUGUUUACAAUAAGAGUAACAAAAUAGCACCAAGAGUGUUUUAUAUAAACAGUAAAACCACAGUAAAUCAAAGCUUUAAAAUUCACACAGUACCAUGCGUCAUUAAAACUGUGUUUUACAGUACUUGAGAAGGCGGUGUGACCGUCUUUGACAUUUGAAUUUGUAAUUUCAUGUCAGAGGAAACAACUACUACACAAAUACCAAUAAAUACCACCAGUAGUCAUGUGAUUGUAUCAGUAUAAUCUUUUAGAACUACACGUUGAAGGAUUAUGGUGAUGUCUUUGCUUUGAUUAAAAAUAUUUUAAUGAUUUCACCUAUGCUCAUCAAUAUGUGUAACUAAUAUUUGGCUAUGUUAAUAAAGUACAAUCAAUAUGUAUAACCAACAUUUACAAUUAUUACUUAGAAGCAUAAUCUAAUCAUCAAUAUUAGUUAACAAGCAUAAUCUAUAAUAAAUAUUUAGAAGCAUAAUUUAACACCAUAGAACACUUUUUAAUCAAGUUACAGUCUAAGUGUGUACUGAGUUAGAGGAACUCUGUGUCUUACUGCACAGUAAUUGUUUUUCUGUGUCAUCCUGUACCUUUCUGCACAGCAAUACAUUGGCAUUAGACAGACAUUCACUGAAACUGCUUUGAAGCUUGCAAACCAGUAUCAGGCUGAGGUAAGGCCUAAAGUGUUGGUCUGGGAUGAAAGCCAGAAAAUCAUUAAGGUAGGAAGUGAAUUGGGUGAGAGCCAGAGAUUCAUUAAGGUGUAGACUUGAAUUUGGGACAGGGCAAAAAAAAAAAAACCAUGUCCUUAUAAAACCUUUCUAAAAAAGCAACUAACUGCGCAUGCUCCAUAAAUCUAAGAUAUCAUAUAGACAUGAAAAAUUGAUUGUGACGAAGAAGACUGUUCUGUUUUUUAAUGAGAAAAGUUAAAACCCCGCCUAAGAUGAGUCCGCUGUGCAGAAAGAUAUAUAUAUAUAUAUAUAUA
Molecule: messenger RNA, 2924 nt
Organism: Ictalurus punctatus (channel catfish)
Lineage: Eukaryota; Metazoa; Chordata; Actinopteri; Siluriformes; Ictaluridae
Product: patatin-like phospholipase domain-containing protein 2
Exons: 9
Coding region: 58-1281 (407 amino acids)
Biological process (GO): triglyceride catabolic process; lipid homeostasis
Cellular component (GO): cytoplasm; lipid droplet; membrane
Molecular function (GO): triacylglycerol lipase activity
Source: RefSeq, a predicted model, not a curated record